GGGAGCUUGCCGCAGGCGACCCAUGCGUUGUUUGGUUGUUUACGGUAAUGGUCUUCAGUAACGUUUACGGUCUCUCUUGUGCCCGGUGACAGCCGUUAGUAGAUACAUAACCAUAUUAAUCAACUUACGUCUCUUCAAGAAUAGAGAAAAUGGCAGACCAUGCUCCAUCUGUUGCCAUGGAGGCCGUCCUUAAACCCAGUUGCGACCUCCCAAAUGACAUGCAAAAGAUCAGAGGCUACGACUUCAACCAGGGGGUGGAUCUCCACGCAGUGCUGAAGUCCUACAUCAGCACGGGCUUCCAGGCCAGCAGCUUGGCCCUGGCCAUCCAGGAGAUCAACCUCAUGAUAGAGAAGCGUCUUGAGCCAGUGGAGGAGGGUGAAGGAAAAGAGUCUGAUGAACACCGCAGCAAGUCUGGCUGCACCAUCUUCCUGGGUUACACCUCCAACCUUAUCAGCUCUGGAGUGAGAGAGAGCAUCCGCUACCUGGUAGAGCACAAAAUGGUGGAUGUGAUCGUAACCACAGCUGGAGGCGUAGAGGAGGAUUUCAUUAAGUGUCUGGCUCCCACGUACUUGGGAGAAUUUGGCCUGUCCGGCAAGGAGCUCCGCCUGAGGGGCAUCAACAGGUUAGGGAAUCUCUUGGUGCCCAACGACAACUACUGUAAGUUUGAAGACUGGCUGAUGCCCAUCCUGGACCAGAUGCUGUUGGAGCAGAAAACAGAAGGCACCCGUUGGACUCCCUCCAAAAUGAUCCAUCGGCUUGGCAAGGAGAUCAAUAAUACUGAAUCUGUCUACUACUGGGCGUACAAGAAUAACAUUCCAGUGUUCAGUCCUGCUCUGACAGACGGCUCUCUGGGUGACAUGCUCUACUUCCACUCUUUUAAGAACCCUGGCCUAGUUUUGGACAUAGUGGAAGAUAUUCGCAGGUUGAACAGCCAGGCGGUGUUUGCCAAAAGGACGGGAAUGAUCAUCCUGGGAGGAGGGCUGGUCAAACACCACAUAUGCAAUGCUAACCUUAUGAGGAAUGGAGCUGAGCAUGCGGUGUUUGUGAACACGGGUCAGGAGUUCGAUGGCUCCGAUUCUGGGGCCAGACCUGAUGAGGCUAUAUCCUGGGGCAAGAUAAAAACAGAUGCCACACCUGUGAAGGUGUAUGCAGAUGCCUCUUUAGUCUUCCCUCUGAUUGUGGCCGAGACCUUCGCUCUCCACGCCGACAAGCUGACUGCUGGAAAGAAAACCGAUUAAAUGGUUGCCCCCCUUCAGUGCUCUGUUAGAAACAACCAGCUUUGUUCCUUUGGAUCUUCCCUUGUUAGACUAAUUGCAUUGCAGAUAUCAGUUUGAUCUUUAAAACAUUUCGGUUUAAAAUACAUGGUUAAGGAUUGGCAACUUUAAGAAGCAGCAUUACAUACAAUGCUGCAAUUGAAAACCUUAUUUACUGGGAGUUAGUGGUGGGGGUUUCCUGUCUUAAUGCUUAUGAAUGAAAAUGUUUACUUGUUAAAACAAGUACAGUCCCUUUCUAUUCAGAUAGCUGAAAUAGAAUACUAUUGCAUGUUCCAAAGAGACUGUCUAAAAUGCAUCAGGUUUUAGGGUGUGUGUGUGUGUGUGUGUGUGUGUGUUACACACAUGAGGGAAUGUUAUUUAAGAGUUUUGAUUUAUAUUUAAGUUUAGUUGUGGCAUGCCACAUCACUUGUAUAUUACCUUAUUGCUUCUCAGUAUCCACCUUCUUGUCACUGUUACAGGAUGGAAGAUGUGCCUGUAUAACUUAAUAAAUCAUAAAUUAAUCAUUUCUUCCCAUUACAAAAAGUCUUUGUGCAGUAGUGUUUGAGAAGGCCACAAGGCUUCCAUCAUGUGACACUUUAAUUUCACAUGACUGUGACAGAGCACAUAAGACAUUACUGCUGAUUUGUGAGGACAAAUUAAUAUUUUUCUAGUAUUAAAGUUUGCAGCUCCUCAGUUGCAUUUGAAACAUCUGAACUGCAGAAAGUGGCCACUUUAUUUGCUACACUUAUACAAUCAAUUGCAAUUUAAAUGCUCUGCCAUAAAUUCUACCUUGUAUUAUAAUGUUCAGCUUUUGAUGAUGAGAAUCCAUCUAUAUUUUUUUAUUAUUGAGGCCAUAGUUAAAGGUGGUUUUAUUUACAUAUAAGGGAGGAUAAUAUUAAAAACACGUCUAAAUAUAAUGCAGUCUGGUCCAUUGCCACCACUAACUAUGACCUCAAUGCUUUAACUUAUCAUUUACACAUGUCUGUGACACGAUCAAAAAAAACAGAACAUUAUAGGCAUAAUAAAAGUAGACUUCAUGCCAGAACGCAUAAAGUGGACACUGAGUGUAUUUACCUAUUUUAUAAGCCUUCAAUUUGAUAAGCUUUGUUUUGUUUUGUAAUUGAGAGACCUUCUGUAAACUCUGAUUCAGUUUUCAACCUUUUGAAAUUUCUCUUCUUAAUAAACAGACAGAACUUA
This is a messenger RNA of Perca flavescens (yellow perch), 2450 nucleotides long. RefSeq names its product deoxyhypusine synthase (gene dhps). Gene Ontology annotation, cellular component: cytoplasm. Lineage: Eukaryota; Metazoa; Chordata; Actinopteri; Perciformes; Percidae. Gene Ontology annotation, biological process: peptidyl-hypusine biosynthetic process. The transcript has 10 exons. The record is from RefSeq and is a predicted model, not a curated record. Gene Ontology annotation, molecular function: deoxyhypusine synthase activity. Bases 150 to 1238 code for a protein of 362 amino acids.